Messenger RNA from Melitaea cinxia (Glanville fritillary), 1836 nucleotides. Its product is annotated as heat shock protein 68-like. Gene Ontology annotation, cellular component: cytoplasm. NCBI's taxonomy places the organism in Eukaryota, Metazoa, Arthropoda, Insecta, Lepidoptera, Nymphalidae. The transcript has a single exon. Bases 313 to 1836 code for a protein of 507 amino acids. The record is from RefSeq and is a predicted model, not a curated record. Gene Ontology annotation, biological process: protein refolding; cellular response to unfolded protein. Gene Ontology annotation, molecular function: heat shock protein binding; misfolded protein binding; ATP binding.
GUAGCCGUGUGGCGUGAUAAUGAUGUGCAUGUGAUACCUAACGAACAGGGAAAUCAUAUAACUCCGUCCUACGUGGCGUUCACACAGCGGGAACGCUUGAUAGGCGAGCCCGCGAAAAAUCAAGCGUCCGUAAACGCGGUGAAUACGAUUUUCGGCGUGAAAAGAAUUAUCGGGCGCGGGUUUUACGAACCCGGCUUGCAAGAGGAUUUAAAAAAUUUACCAUACACAGUUCUAAAUGACAACGGUAAGCCGAAAAUACGUGUUAACUAUAGGGGUAAGAUAAGAUUGUUCGCGCCCGAAGAAAUAAGUGCUAUGAUCGUUUUCAGGAUGAAACAGAUCGCGGAGAAGUUUUUAGGGUGUAAAGUUGAUAAAGCUGUCAUAACCGUACCGGCUUAUUUCAGUGAUUAUCAGCGUCAAGCCACAAAGUUUGCCGGUCAGAUAGCUGGCUUAGAAGUUAUUAGGAUAAUUAAUGAACCGACUGCCGCCGCUUUAGCGUACGGCUUAAAUAAGGAUAUGAGUGGGGAAAAGAACGUGCUUGUCUAUGAUUUAGGAGGUGGUACAUUUGAUGUGUCAAUUUUGAGUAUUGGUGAAGAGUCUGUGUACCAAGUGAAGGCAGCCACUGGUAAUAUUAGACUGGGGGGUGAAGAUUUUGAUAAUCGUAUUGUGGCGCAUUUAAUUGGUGAUGUUCGGAAACGACACGGUAAGGAAGUAAAAAGCCCUCGAGCGUUACGGCGGCUUAAAACUGCUGCUGAAAGGGCUAAGCGAUUGCUGACGUCUGCUAACGAAGACAUUGUCCAAGUAGAAACACUUUGUGAAGGAAUCGACUAUUACGCGACGAUUACCCGCGCCGAAUUUGAGAGAAUCUGUUCAGACUUACUUACAGAUACCCUUCAUUACGUCGAUCAAGCGUUAUUUGAUGCUGGGAUGACUAAGAAGGAUAUCAACGAUGUUAUAUUAGUGGGAGGUAGUACGAGAAUACCAAAGAUAAAACAAAUGAUUAGUCAGUUCUUCAAUGGCGUAGAUUUAACGGCUUCUGUCAAUCCGGAUGAGGCUAUUGCGUGUGGAGCAGCUAUCCAAGCAGCUAUAGUAUCUGGUGACACAAGUGAGAGGCUAAAAAAAUUACUGUUAAUCGAUGUCGUGCCAUUGUCGUUGGGUGUUGAAACGGGUCACGGCUUAAUGUUCACCGUACUACGACGCAACACACCCAUACCGUGCAGCCACGUUAGGCAAAUAACCACAUUAGAAGAUUACCAAGACGCUAUGAAUAUUGAAGUGUACGAAGGAGAGAGACCUCUGACUAAAGACAAUAAUUUGCUUGGCGCGUUCGAUCUCCAUCAUAUACCUCCAGCACCAAGAGGAGUCGCCAAGAUUGAUGUCACGUUUGAGGUCGACGUAAACGGUAUAUUGACGGUUUCCACCACAGACAGGACAACUGGUCAUUUUAAAAGUGUGACGAUAAACAAUGCUAAUAGACUGACUCAACAAGAGGUCUGCAAAAUGAUUGCAGACGCUGAGAAGUUCAGAGAGGAAGAUGAGGAGAACAGGGUACGUUUGGAAGUGAGGAACCAGCUUGAAACGUACAUAUACAACGCUAAAAGAAUCAUGGAUGACAAUUCUGAAGAGAUAACUGCUGAGGAACAUUACAAUAUUACGGAUGAAUGUGCGAGAGAAUUAGCUUGGUUGGAAGCGAACCCCGACUGCAUGCGGGAAGAGUAUGAAAGAAGGAUGUCAGAGUUAUUAAAACGCUGGGCAUUGAAACUGAGGAGGGUUGAGCAGACAGGACAAAUAUACAAAAGACACAGGAAUGAUAUUGGAUUCUCUGAUCCUGGGCAUUAG